AUGAAUCGUAAAGACGAAUGCAUCGCUGUGGCCAACGAGUUGACGCCAUAUCAGGACCUUCGCGGUUUUGACUUACGGGGUCAGAUGGAAGGGGCAUCGUUAUUGCUUACUAUUAGCAGGACAACUCUGACAAUCGGUGGCCCGCUAACAUCACGAUUUUGUGGCCAUCAAGGUUCCGAAGAAGCCGAGGACGUCGAAACUUUUAGCCAGAAUAAAGACUGA
Necator americanus (New World hookworm) is the source of this 222-nucleotide messenger RNA. RefSeq lists its product as uncharacterized. The transcript is spliced from 2 exons. NCBI's taxonomy places the organism in Eukaryota, Metazoa, Nematoda, Chromadorea, Rhabditida, Ancylostomatidae. The coding region runs from base 1 to 222 and encodes 73 amino acids. The record is from RefSeq and is a predicted model, not a curated record.